Molecule: messenger RNA, 6648 nt
Organism: Spirometra erinaceieuropaei
Lineage: Eukaryota; Metazoa; Platyhelminthes; Cestoda; Diphyllobothriidea; Diphyllobothriidae
Source: the annotation of a GenBank genome assembly
AUGACGCCCCACACUCGAAAGUUGUAUCUGUGCGAGGAGAAGACCCAGGACAAGGGUCCCUCUGUGGACUCAAACGACCUUGACGAGCGCAUAGCAGCGCGAAGAUUGCGUAUUGAAAACCGUGUAGCCCAACAAAAGUAAGUUUGCACAGCUUCGCAGUGCUUAUUCUUACCGCAAUCCAAUAAUAGCCCAGAAUUCUUUGACCAGAAGGUCGAUGACGAUGACGACGAUACCAAGUUGCCCGAAAUCAGCAAAGAGCAGGUCGAACUGAGCAUGCAACGCAUUGUGAACCUUUGUCGAAAUGGCAAUGCCUUCAUAUCCAAUAUCAAGGUGGCCUGCGAUGCUAGAGAAAACCUACGUCGGCUGGAGGAGGAUGAGCUUACUCUUAUUCGCACCCGGAAGCUGGAAGCGGAGGCCAAGGCGGCUGAGGAAACUUUUAAAGCAGUAAGACACCUACGGGGUUUUGCCUGACGGUCCGUCCUGUAGGUGACCGAGAAGUGGGACAAGGUUGACUCGUUGAAAAUUCCUCAGGAGUUGCAUGACGUAAGCACUCGUAGAGUCAUCCUCUUUCAACCUUUAGUAGCUGCUGGAGGAGCAGAAGAAGACUUGUGCUGCAAUGAUUGACGAGAAGAAUCGGCUGAUACAUGAAAUACACCUCGUGAGUUGAAAUGAUUAUAAGUGACCCAUGAAAAUCUAGAGUGACUUCGUUUUAGCGCACCUAAUGUACUCUUAAAAUGUAUAUAUGGUCACUGCCUUCCUUAGAUGAGACUACAUGGAGAUAAUACCAUAGUACUUAGAAUGAGUACGUUCUAUGCGUUAAUCAAGUCGGUUCCUGAGUUCUCGGUGGCCUUAUGCAGGCCAAUGCUGCUGAGACCGAGGUUGAAUUGUGCGAGUUGCUACGCCACAUGGAAUAUGCUUAGGGCACGAACAGAUCUUAGAGCUUGUCUCUACUUUAUAUCAUUCCCUGUAACAUAGUCAUAUUUCAAAAAUUAUCGAACCUUCCAGCGUUGAAUGUCUAGCAGACAACGUUCAUUUAAAAACCUACGUCAGCUGGGAUUCGGAGUUGGGUGUGUCCGUUCAUGAAAGGACGAUAAAAAUCAAGUCAAGGUUUCCCGCACUGUGGCUGGUUACUUUUAAGAUCAUUAAAAAGUACCGGGAAGCACAAGAAGUCAGGUGUUUACGGUGAGGCACAGUUUGCCCUGAUUCUCGUGGUACUGCCGGUAAUGGGGUUUCAUAUCUGACAUAUCAGCCUUGGGGUAAAACUAUACUACCCUCCGAGAAUGAAUCUGUUCUUAAAAGAAGGUAAAACCCUUCAGCAGUACCUGUAGAAGUUACAUUGUGCAGCGAUGAAGGAGGUGAGCCUCACCUUUGUGUUUGUUUACAUGAACGGGCACUAGUCUGAUGUCCACACGAGCACUGGGACUCUCGGAAAAUGCAAAAAAAUGAUGUGGCAACUUGUAAGGUCUGUCGACUGCUCCAUGCCAAUGCGCAACAGGAAUGAAGAAAUUAUCCGCUCUGACGGUUCAACCGUCGAUUUCGACGAUGUCCACCGUGUGCUCCAAGUCAGGGUGAGAGCAGGGAUGGUGACUUGCGUGCGAAUCAGUUUAUGGUGGCAGUAGACUUGCACAGCAUCUGUCGUACUCCCCUCCCCUCCUCCACCUUGACCCCGCGUCAAGUCAGCGGCAAGGAGACCGGAAGCAGGAGAGCGCGCAGGUGGUUGGUACGGCGCAAAUUCGCAAGUAGGUGUGCCGCCGCAUCCCCUGGUCCACAACGUACAGUAACAUGAUUUUAUGCACCAGUAAAUAAGGGGGCAGCACGGAUCUCAGUUUGCGCGGCGUGCGCCGGCACAUGCAAGGGCCAUCAAAUCCUACUGUUGGCAUUUGUUAUGGGUGGGCAUUCCCGAUAACGCCUUCCAGAAUCUGAUGUAGUCCCUUUCUUGUUCCAGCGUAUUUUCCACGUGGUAUAUUGUGUGCACUUUCUCCACUGCCUGGGCUGCCGGUUUCCACAACGUUUAGACGAGAUCCCCCACGAUCGCAGCCCUUAAUAAUGCCGACCGCAUAGCCCAGCGGAGAGGUGUUUGACACAUGUAUGCAUGUAUGCGGGUCAUUGCAAAAGAUCAGUCAAAAGUAGCCCAUUUUAUUGCGAAUCUCUUGCCUGAUAAAUAUAGCCCCGUGUAGUGUUAGUUCUCACGCCGUAGCAUGAGUGCCUUGACACGUGAAGCUCGCAAGCUCGACCUAACUCGUUACGGACUAAGAGGUGAGCUUGCUGAUGGGGCUUACGACUAACUGUCGAGAAUUUGUCAAGGGCCACUGUUUUUUGCUACGCCCAGACAUUUGCAGAACGAACCUUUGGUAGGACUGACUUAUGUGGACCUGUAACCUGACCGGUUCAAUCGCGCAUCCUUGUCUACUUGUUUGAUUUCAGUAGCGUAUGUUCGGUUUGUUUGUUUUUGUAAUUUUCCCUGGGUUACCGUGGUCGGUCACAGCGGAGAUCGAACGGCUGGAGGUGAUUUUCGUUAACACUAUCGCUUUUUCCCACGACAAAGUAUCCAAUAACGUCUGGUAUCGGCUUAAUGGACUCCGGCUGGACAUGACGUCGACGUCCGGUAUCAUAUUCGUGACCAAGUUUCCCUCUCCCCUCUAAUUCAGCGUAUAGUUUUCGCUUGGUGAGGCGCGAGCGCGCCAGGUAUCACGGCCAGUCCUGACAGUCAUACCGCUUACUGACAUAUCACAAGGCUCACUAUGUAAUAAUACUUUGCCUAUUGACAUUCUUUUGCGCAUAACCGCUGACGCUUGCCCUUACUUUUGGACGGCCUCGUGAUGACCACCGUUACCGUCCGUUAUCUCGUCUUCCCAUUGGUCAUCAUCCGCCUACCAUCUGCUUCUCCUCACAUCUCCAGCCAAUCGCGUUAGCGCACAUCAUUCGGUCUCUUCGCGCUAGUUCUACGCUAUUUUUAAACUUGGCGCAGCUUAAUCCUGUUUCUUAAUUACUCCGCUUAAAUGAACUUCGACCUCAUUGAGAAUUUCGGCUUACCCAUGAUUUGAGCGGACUUUUGCGACUUGUCGGUUAGUCUCGCCCUUCUUAUCACCAUUCCCGCGUUGAAGUUGGCCUGAGUUCGGUUUUCAGUUACAAGUCUACCUAAGUCAGUCACGCCUAAACCCUAACUGGAAUUUCUGACCAGUGGACAUUUGCCGAAAUAGUUGGCUUGUAGAAUACUCUGUGUUCCAUUCGUUGCUUGUUUUCAUUCGAUGAAUUGAAUUUGCUUUUCCAAGCGUAGAGAUCGAAUUGUAAUUGGAAGCUCGUUUUCUAACGGCAGAGUCACAUGCCCAUUCAAACAAGCUGAAGUUGUUUUGCCCUUCCUUCGCCUCUUGCAGGAACUCAAGGCCAAAGACGAUCACUUUGUGAAGGAGUUAAAGAAGCGUUCCGAGGACGUGGAAGUCAUGGUGGAGAGAAUGGAGUCUCAAAUGAAGUCUAUGCAGCGCGCGUACACCUUCGAGUUGCAGGAGAUUGAGGUUUGCGCCACUGGCCCUCCAACCAGACGUUUUUAGCGCGCUUUUUUGCAGGAACGAGACAAGCUGCUGGAAAUUCAGAACAAGGACUGGGACGACUUCAUCGAGGAAAUUCGGAAAAAGCAAGCAAGUUUUCGGAAUUUGAAGGAAGAUCAUUAGUCCACCCUAUAGGUCGACUACCUGAAGGAAAGGCAAGCCAGAAUUGAGGAGCUGGAUGGGCUGAUUCAUACUCUGCGAACCAAUCACUGCCAGGAAUUCAACGCACUGAAACUGAGACUGACGACGGAAGUCCAGGUGACUUCUUUUUGCAUGCACUUUUGACAAAAAAAAUCCAUUUGAUUUUCAUCAGCAAGUGCAUUUGUAACUCUCCCAUCUUUUCCGAAAAAAAUGACAUUAAAACCGUUUUCUCAUUCAAUCACGCAGCAAUUGGAGACAGAUUUGCAACAAAUGAAGGCUGCCUACCAACUGAACCUGGAAAAACUGGAGUAUAACUUUCAGGUGCUCAAACGUCGUGAUGAGGAAAAUACAAUCACGAAAUCGAAGCAAAAGCGGAAGAUUACACACCUGCAAGACCAGCUCAACAUAAUUCGCACCAGAUCAAGAAAAAUGGAAGAACAAAUGAGGUCAGUUGACCAUGUGCUGUGUUUUUUGCAGGUCAUUAGUGCAGCCAGCUUUGGUUUCAGAAAGAUACGGGAACUGUCCGUGUUUGUCGUUUUUUGGGGGGUUCAGCUAGAAAAAGUCAAGAUUUCCUUCUUUGAGACGGUGUGGCGGCUAAGCGGUGAUGGUGUACGCUCAGUACGCCACAACUUCAGGCCAUAUCCCAAGUUGUUAGAAGCAGGACGCCAUUUGGUUAGGACAGUUUAUUCUGCAAAGAAUAGUGAAGGGGAAAGUUGGCAACCGGACGAGGAUGCGUCCGGCGCCGCGGAGGCGGCGUCCGCGAGAGCGACGAGCCCUGUGUCGCCGAAGGUCGCCGCUGCAAAGGUGUCGCUGCAGAUUGUUUACCCCAUUGUUCUGGACUGUUCCCGCCUGUCUUACCAAUCAGCGAUAGGAGCUGCGUUGAUUGACUCCGAGCCCACGCGAAGGUAGUAACAAGCCUCGCGUGGUGCAGGCAGAGAAUCGACCGAAUGCGUGGUGCAGACAGUGAAUUGCAACGAGACAAAUCGAAGCCGGGCAGACGUGCGUGCCAUAGCAGGCUGUCACUGGGACGUAGGUGCAGACGCUAGCGAGAGGCGCGACGUAGCCAUUAUGGCUGUACACUACAACGGUGAACUUAUUCAUGCAUCUAUUAGGCGUCACAAUAAUUAACGAUUAAAUGUGUCCUUAUGUCUUGCUUUCUCAGACGAACUCCGGUUUUUCAAGUGCUUGUUCAAAAUUAUUGUUAUUUCCCCUUAUUCGGUAGGGCAGAAAAUGAACAACUGUCAGAGGACUACAAGAAGCGCAUGGAAAUGUUUCGUGAACUUCAGAAGAAGUCCAAGUGGGUCCUGACUUGUGAAGCACUUUAUAUACUCAUGCAUUCACACAAACUGUGUUUAUUAGAUCGUUCGGCAUAUCGUUACUCGCCAAAUGAUGGGAACGUUAGUGUUUUGAUAAAUUUGCUCAUGCUAACUUCGGUGCUGUAGAAUGCUCAAUCCAGUCCCAAUUCGAGACAGUUGUCUGUCUUUGUGUUACAGCCUAUCGCAAGGUAAUACCUUCGCCUCCAAGUAGUAGCUUUGGAUGUUAAAACCUACCAAAAGUACUGAUACAAAAGUAUAUCCGACCGGUGCCAAAUAAGCGGCCACAGGUCUUCCAUUACGGCUACCUUACGUACUAUUGUUUGUUCAGUAGGUGUGCUUGUGGUAUUUUUUUUUGCCGCCGCGGCAAAAAAAAAUACCACAAGCACACCUACUGAACAAACAAUAGUACGUAAGGUAGCCGUAAUGGAAGACCUGUGGCCUCCAUGGCUAGAAGGAAACAUUCAAACACAUCUAGCAACCCGCCUCCGUAGGGUUUACGUGGAGUUCCCAUUCCCUGUUGCCUAAAAUUUAUGUCCAACAUACAAUGCAACUUCUAUGCAUUUACGCACACAAACUUCUCUUACUCCAAACCACCUCUGGGCAGUUCCCCAUGCGUUGCAGUUGCGCUGUUAACUGCCAGUUUGACGGUUUCUCGGUUUACGUAGUGUUUCCCGUCAUCAUCUCUCGGUUUCCAAUCAUGGUCCACUUGCCUCUCCUCCUACGCAUUCCGGAGUCCACCUAACUGAGUUGCCAGCAUUCCCAUUUCGUCAUUAGGACUACCACUUACGCCAGCUGUCCACUAACGUUUCCAGCCCGCCUUCAACUUCCGGGCGUACACCUGACCCUGCAGGCCUUCUCUCCGCAUAUUCUGCAACACCCACCCCUCCCCCCCGAAACUAAAAGGCUUACAGCCUACGCCGUCCAAACAUACGUCUGUCACUUUGGGGUAGCUGCUACCACAGGCAUUCGGCUCUUAGACCACUGCCGUAUUUACAUACACCUCUACCGCCUAGCCCACGCCUUUCCCCUUCCCCCCUUCCGAAGGCCUGUAAUCUACGCCGUGCUGAUAUCAUUUCCCGCAGUACCGCUCCCUUUUACGCAAACUUACCGCAAUCGACAAUUCCUUCAUCGGCUGUUUCCAUUUCCGCCUGCUUCACAGUCUACUGUCCCUCCCAACCGGCUUUGUUAGUUGACCUGAUAUGCCCUUCCCUGCGGGUGGGUCAUGUCGCUCGUUACCAGCUACAGUUAUUCCUACUUAUCGUCUACCGUGGCCGGCAGCGGCCUCAGACAGUCUCUACGUAUCUCCCAGUUCCCGCCCUAAAGGCCUUCCGUAAUCACUUCCUUCCUGACUUACAAGGGUUUAUCGACGAGGCUUAGUGGACGUCAUUGCAUUAUUCUACGUACGUAAAUAUGUUUACGUACCAAGCCUCCAAGGUUGGUCGAUUAGUCGAAAUCCUUACCGUUAUAUGAUGGCUACGUUACCACUGCUAGAGACAGCCACCCAUCCAACAGACAACGUCCGUUCAAUUCCCCCAUUAGUGAUCCAUAGGUACCUAUCAGCUAACGCAGCCCUUCGGAUGACAGUUAUUCAACUGCUUACCACACCUUACCUCAUUCCGGAGGCUUCGCCGUACCGUAAUCAAUAA